This is a messenger RNA of Rotaria sp. Silwood2, 219 nucleotides long. Lineage: Eukaryota; Metazoa; Rotifera; Eurotatoria; Philodinida; Philodinidae. The record is from the annotation of a GenBank genome assembly.
AUGUCUCGCAAUGCUCUCGUCACUGGUGCUGCUCGAGAAAUUGGGCGUGUCAUUGCUCUUCGUCUUGCUAGAGAUGGUCUCAAUGUUACUGUGAAUGAUAUUAAAGCAAGUUCUUCAAGUCUCAACAAGGUUCAACAAGAAAUCGAAAAAAUGGGUCGAAAAUCUGUUGCCAUCACUGCUGAUGUUUCUAUCAAUAAAGUAGUCGAAACAAUGAUGUAG